GAACACGAGUGCUCGUGUCAGACAACGUUAUCCUUGGCUGCCAUGUUACACAGUAUCGCCUUGUCCAACAUACGGCUGCAAGAUCUCACCACCACAGACGAAGAUGAAAUCGCAUGUUUCACAAGAGAGGUAUGGCCUGGCGACGCGCAGGGGAGAAAGGAUGAGGACUGAUAUUGAUGGCUAAUCACUUUUGAGAUGGUCGAAUGAUUCCCCGCCAUCUGGCAUUCGCCGAUUGACCCAACGACGCUUUUCCGGGCAUCACAACAUCACACUACCACCACGGUACUCCGUCAUCUUACACAGAUUCAGACAGCAUCUUUCUAUGGUCUCGCCAUUGCCAUGCUCCUCACUUUGCAGCUUCGGCGACCCUCUCCUCUGAUGCCACGCUGACCAAACCGCGGUUCCCGGACUCCAGUCUUAAAUUACCAUCAGCGCAGGUCAUGAAACCACCUCAAAAGUUUCCACGCAUGGCCUCGCAUCGUUGGGCGACAGUACAGCGGUUUCCCUAGCUAGAUGAUGCGUUGUUUUCCCUGAAUCAUGGACACUCGGACAGACACGUCGUCGUUGGGCCGCUUUGGGGGACAAUGGGCAUUUCUCGCCGCCCCUUCACACCAUGGACAGGCAAGAUCCCUCCCUCAGUCUUCGAGCUACCUGCGCAGCGACCGUAGCAAUGUCUCCCCGUUGCUGCAAAUCCAGCAGUUCAACGCAUCACGAUCCAGUUUCUCUAGAAAUGCCCAAGCUCGAUCCGUUGGCAGCCACACCUCUACCACGAUCCCUUCUCAACCCGUCCUCCUUCGCGUUCAUUCUGCCGAUGCUUCGAUACAAAUCCAUCCCAGAAGUCGACCACCAAAACCCAGAAAGAUCAUGAGCAGAGACCGUGAGCUUCCGCCAGUACAAGAGUAUAGCAUACAAGGUAUUUUGGCUGCGAUCCAGGAAGAUAUUGAAGAAGACGUCAAUGCCAUAUCCGAAAUCCUCGGGAGAAGUAGGCUAGUUCUUGCCGAUCAACAUGAGAGCCACCUACCCCCGCAAGGGGAAAUCAUGGCUGUUAACAACCCUCUACAAGCCGUGGCGGAAGCCAGCUCCAGCAACGAGAGACUAGCGGCUACAGACGAUGUGCUCAUUCUGAGGGAGGAUGCAAGUCUCGUGGAUGGCAGUCACACCGGUUCAGCAGCCUAUGGGUUACUAGAGAGAGCGCAAGUCAACCCACGCACACGACACGGCAGGAUCGACGGUGCAGGGCAGCCUGCUACUGAGCUUAGGACCAGUUCCGUCCAUACCCGUCCCCCUCGAAUUGCGUCUGCAGAGAUAUCUCCAGCUGCACAAGACAAUGAUCACGCUAGGGUAUCUAUGGUCCCACAUCCUCACGCUCAUCCAUCUCGGCAAUUAUUCCCAAACCAGACACGUGAGAGCGGCGAGACCCAGGCCAGAACCACAAAUGCCGUCGUGUCCGAGACCUAUCUUUCUGCUGGAGCAAAUGCAGUCACCGUGUCAGAUCCGCCUAUAGUGUCUACUAAUGGUCGGCACUAUCCGCUGUACAGCUAUGAUUACAACGAGCUGUUUGAGGGUUCGUCCUUCCCGGUACACCCUCCUCGACCGAGUUUUCGGGAAAGAAUACGGUCGAUUAUCCCGACGGAGGAUGUAGCAGGACUUUUGUCAUGGGUCCAAGGUCACAAUGAUCGAGUGGUGACAGCAGAAUCCCAGCUGAGAGACAUUCUGGACAGACAAGAACGCAGACGACGACACCUUCACGAUGCUAGAAUUAGCCCUGAAGAUCCUGAUCGAGACCGAUAGCAAAUUUCAUCUAUCAACUAAUCUUGAUCAACACAGUCUUGGUCUCGAGGAAGUUGUUGAGACUCUGUCCCAGGCCUUCUCUGCCUACACCACUGCUCUUGAAGCCACCAAACGGCAUAUCUUUGGCAAGAGUCGGGCUGGUGCAGUUGACGGCCACGGUGCCUGCUUCCAGGACUUUGGCGAACCUCAUGGCCCUGCUGAUAUCCUUAGUAUACACUGCAGCAUACAGGCCGAAUUCGCUGUCAUUCGCUUUAGCGAUAACUUCUUCUUCUGUCUUGAAGGUGUUGAUGUUGACGACCGGGCCAAAGAUCUCUUCCUUCAUGAUGGCUGCAUCUUCAGGCGUCUGCAGAAAUACAGUUGGCUCGAUAAAGUAACCCUUGGAAGCUCCCCCUGAGAGACCUCCAAUUUCUGCCGUCCCACCUAACGCAAGUUCACCGGAAUCUUUCCCUGCCGCAAGAUACUUCUGCACAGUAUCCCACUGAGCAGAAUCUGCCUGGGGUCCAUGGUUCGUUGUUGGAUCCAGAGGGUCACCUGCGGAGAUGUUGGCGAACUUGGCCUUGAAAAGCUCCACAAAUUUGUGCGCAAUGCUUUCUUCAACAUAGAUUCGACUGUUGGCCAUACACACUUGACCGCUGUUGAACUGAAUACUGUUCUGUGUGUCGGCGACUGCGCUCUCCAAGUCGCAAUCGGCGAACACGACGGCAGGCGUCUUACCACCCAGUUCGAGAACGACAUUCUUGAGAUUGGACUUGGCAGCAGCCGCCUGAAUCAAUCUACCGGUCCGACACGAUCCAGUGAAACUGAGUGCUCUCACGUCCAUGUGCGAAGAUAAGAUAGCUCCCGAUGUUUGGCCAUGGCCAGAGAUGACAUUGAUGACUCCAGGUGGAAAGCCAGCUUUCUCGAUCAAAGUUGCGACGUAGGCGGACUGAACGAGACGGUCAGCAAGACGACAUGUUGUGCAUACUGCCGCUGGAUUCCCAGCACAGGACCUUUCACUUACCGACAGUGGUGCUUUUUCACUGCUCUUCAAGACAACGGUAUUGCCUGCAGCAAUGGCUGGGGCUACCUUGUUUCCAAAAAAGACCAGUGGAAGGUUCCAAGGGAUGAUCGCGGCGACCACCCCGUACGGUUGCUUAAAUGUCAUGUUGACGAAACCAGGCGUGUUGAGGCUGCUGACGCCUUGCGCCUCAUAUCCUGCUUCAGCAUAGUGCUCAAAGGCGCCUGCACAAGCAUGGUUGUCAAAAUACGUUGACACUGGCCGGCCCAUGGACAUUGCCUCGAGUCGAGAUAGCUCCUUGCCGCUCUGGUGCAACAAAGCUCCCAAUUUCUUCAUGUAUGCUCCACGUUCGUCAGGAGACAAGGCCGACCAUGCAGGAAAUGCCGCCUUCGCAGCAGCAACUGCGGCAUCGGUGUCCUUUUCGCUGGCUUCAUGUACUGUUAUUGCAUUCUUAGAUAUGCUCAGUUGCAACAAUAGAUUACGACAAAAUCAAUGGCAUCAUGCUGAGCAUGACG
Molecule: messenger RNA, 3303 nt
Organism: Exophiala xenobiotica
Lineage: Eukaryota; Fungi; Ascomycota; Eurotiomycetes; Chaetothyriales; Herpotrichiellaceae
Exons: 1
Coding region: 538-1791 (417 amino acids)
Source: RefSeq, a predicted model, not a curated record